Syngnathoides biaculeatus (alligator pipefish) is the source of this 8150-nucleotide messenger RNA. It is a transcript of the gene gjc1, whose product is annotated as gap junction protein gamma 1. The record is from RefSeq and is a predicted model, not a curated record. NCBI's taxonomy places the organism in Eukaryota, Metazoa, Chordata, Actinopteri, Syngnathiformes, Syngnathidae. The coding region runs from base 388 to 1836 and encodes 482 amino acids. Gene Ontology annotation, biological process: cell communication. Gene Ontology annotation, cellular component: connexin complex. The transcript is spliced from 2 exons.
UCUCAGUUCCUCGGAAAGGGGAAGAGGAACCGGAAAACUACACCGAGCGUGAUGAGAAACAAGAUGGCAAUCAUCCAGAAUCUGUUCCACGCUUAAAAUCCACGACAAUGGCCGACGCGAGCUAGCUGAGCGCAGGAGGCUCCGAAGCAGCAACUUUAAAACAAAACAGACAAGGCACUGGAAAUGAAAUGAUCUGGCGGGCCGGACCUGGCCCCCGGGCCUCGACUUGGACACCAGUGUCUUUUAACCCCAAUGAAACGAUUUGAAUUUUCAAUUUUUGAUUGAUCAAGAGCCGCCGGUGUGAAGCGCAUCAGCGUCUUUUUGCUUGUCACGAGUCUGUGAGCAGGUGAGAGAGGGACACUGUCUGCCCCACUGUCCAGCGACACCAUGAGCUGGAGCUUCCUCACGCGGCUGCUGGAGGAGAUCCACAACCACUCCACCUUCGUGGGGAAGCUGUGGCUCACCGUGCUCAUCGUCUUCCGGAUCGUCCUCACGGCCGUCGGCGGGGAGUCGAUCUACUACGACGAGCAGAGCAAGUUCGUCUGCAACUCGGGGCAGCCGGGCUGCGAGAACGUCUGCUACGACGCCUUCGCCCCGCUCUCGCACGUCCGCUUUUGGGUCUUCCAGAUCAUUCUGGUGGCCAUGCCGUCCCUCAUGUACAUGGGCUACGCGGUCAAUAAGAUCGCACGGCUGGACGAAGCCAAGGGGGGAGCCGGUGCCGCCGCGGUGAGGAACACCGGAGGCGGGGGCUACACGCACAGGAAGCCCAGGAAGAUCUGCUUCGGGGCGCGGCAGCACCGGGGCAUCGAGGAGACCGAGGAGGAUCAUCACGAGGACGAUCCCAUGAUCUACGAGGUCCCGGAGAUCGAGCCUCCCAAGAGGCCCCGCGAUCCGCUGCAGCCCACGCCCAGACCCAAGAUCCGGCACGACGGGCGCACGCGCAUCCGAGACGAGGGGCUGAUGCGGGUCUACGUCCUGCAGCUGGUGAGCCGCACGGUUCUGGAGGCGGGCUUCCUCACGGGUCAGUACUUGCUGUACGGCUUCCGCGUGAUGCCGGUGUUUGUGUGUUCGGGGAAGCCUUGCCCCCACAGCGUGGACUGCUUCGUGUCGCGGCCCACGGAGAAAACCAUCUUCCUGCGCAUCAUGUACGGCGUCACGGUCCUCUGCCUGACGCUCAACGUCUGGGAGAUGCUCCACUUGGGCAUCGGCUCCAUCUGCGACAUUCUCCGCCGUCGCCGCUGCCCGCCGCCGGACGACGAGUACCAGCUGGGCUUGCUGGGCGCCAGCGUCGGCGGCGAGGGCUCGGUCGGGGGCGCGGGACCGGAGGCGGGUUCCGAAGGCGGCGUGGGCGGCGACGGGCCCGCCGACUACGUCGGCUACCCGUUCUCCUGGAACACCCCGUCCGCGCCGCCCGGCUACAACAUCGUGGUGAAACCGGAGCAGAUGCCCUACACCGACCUGAGCAACGCCAAGAUGGCGUGCAAGCAGAACCGGGCCAACAUCGCCCAGGAGGAGCAGCAGCAGUUUGGCAGCAACGAAGACAACUUCCCCACCGGGGGCGAGGCCCGCGUGGCCCUCAACAAGGACAUGAUUCAGCAGGCCCACGAACAGCUGGAGGCCGCCAUCCAGGCCUACAGCCAGCAGCACCGAGCCGAGGAGCAGCUCGGAGACGGCCGGGACGACAAGCCCCAGAGCAACAUUAUCCAGACUCAGCCUCACAAGGAGCGCAAGCACAGACUCAAGCACGGCAAGGGGGGCGGGAGCAGCGGCGGGGGCAGCAGCAGCAACAGCAGCAGCAGCAAAUCGGGCGAGGGAAAACCCUCGGUAUGGAUUUAACCCGGAUGAGUGCGCGGCGUGCAGAGCCAGACUGAACACCGCCUGUGCCUUUGAGCGGGGGAUUCUUAAACCUUUUGGGUUCCCGGGGAUCCCCUCCGGGAGAGACGUGACGGUUUCAUUUUUUUUUUGGAUGUGCGAAAGAACAAAGUUGUUUCCUCGAAUGAAAGUUGAAAUUUGACUUUUGACGCAUGGUCGUUCUUCUUAAUUGCUGAUUGGAUUUUGAGUGGCUCUUUGGAAAGACGUGUUCCCUGCAGGGGGUCCCCCGGCCCCAAAAGGUUUGAGAAGGCCUGCCUUCCAGAGUCCCGCAAGCUGGACGAGAUGUUUAUUCUUCGCGAGACGACCCAGGAGAUGCUUUUUUUUUUUGUCGUCCGGGCUUGUCGCUGUCAAAUGUUCGUGUGUCUCACCCCCCCCCCCAGUUCGUCCUCGUUUUCUACCUUUUGGAAGGUGAAAUCGUCCAGUGAGAACGCACAAACCGGAUCUCGAUCCGCUUCGAUUUAGGAUCGAAGUGGUGUCGCCAAGUUAAAAAAAAAAAAAAAAGAAAAAGCAAUAAAACCAAGGCCGGCGACUUUUUCCCUGUGACGUGAGAGGAUCGGUGUCCCGUCUCCCCUCCCGUACGGAAUCAAACUGUGUUCACGUCUCGUGUGUGUUCGUCUAUUUCAAAAUGAACGCUACCUUUUCUCCCCCCCCCCUCCCUCCCUUUCUCAUAUGUCCCCAAACAUGGUGCAUACUUUUCCGUUCUCUCACUCCUGGCAGCUGACUGCCCCCUGUCGAAGGUUGCGCUCAUUGCAACGCCCCCCCCCCCCCCCCUGCAUCCGCGGCGGAUGUGAAGUCUUCCCGUCGGUCCGAGGUCAUGUGAAACUCUGAGGGGUUAAAGCCAUUUAAAACAAAAACAACAACAGCUUAAAAACAAAAAAACAACAACAACAAAAACAAGCCUACAAUGAGACCAAACACUGUUUUGUGUGAACUGUCAGUGCCAAGAUUUCAAGCGUCGGAGUACUCUUUUGUACAAGUCACCUGUCUUUCUUUUUCUACAAUUUAUGUCGAUGUUUGGAUUUGAAUUAACGGCGGAAACAAAAAGCAGGGGUCUCUUUUUAUACAGAAAUAUGACAAAUAUGACUCCCAACCCCCUUUUUGUAUACUAACACACAAAAAAAAAUGGAGCAGAAACGGUUUUCAAUUGGAAUUAACAAUGUGGGUAUUUAUGGUCAUUGUGUUUUUUUAGUUGCCUUUCAAUUAUUUUUUAAAAAAAAUCUCUAUUUUUAUAAAAUGUAAAGAGAGAAAAUGGAAUUUUGCAACUAUGUGGGGCCACGCCGGUUUAGCUAGGUAGCAAGGUUGGGUACAAUAGAGUAAGACAAACAAAACAAAACAAAAACUUCAGUGGGGGGAGACCCGUCAGAAUGCCCCCAAACGGGCUGGCGUUUGCGCAGCCGAGACGGAGGCCGGGGGGAGUCGGCCGAGCGUGAAAGGCUCGCGCGUGCCGAGGCGGCGACGACGCGCGGCGCUUUCAAUAGAGCAAAAACAACAGGCGGGAAUGCCGGGAUGCAGGUGAGGGUUUACACCCUUCGGCGAAGAAAGCGCGUUCAAGUCCGCCCGGAAAUGUGCAGGGUGAGUUGCCCUUUUUUUGGGGAGAGGGGGGAGGGUGAAAACUGGCCAAUGUCAAAAUCAAAAUCAUCUGGUAGCACCCUGAAUUAAAAAAAAAAAAUAGACACAGAUGUCAGUGUCGCCAAUUGACAUUUAAUGUCGUGACAGGAUGUGUGAAAAAGUCUGAAAGGCCCUGUGAAGUGAAUCCACAGAGUUGCUUCCACACUUAUAAGAGAGCGAGUGCACGUGACAUCACCAUUUUCCACACCGCCAUAUUGCCUGUCAAACAGAGCUGCUCGACAUUGACCCGGAAGAGAAUAUUUAAAAUAAUCAAGACCUGUUGUGCUGUCGGUUGUCACAAGAGACGAGGCAGAUAUUCAAAGCGGUCAUUCCAUGGAAUACCAGAUGAAAAGACUAGAAAAUAUCGACAUAUUUCGGCAAUUAAACGUGAUGGAUGGUGCCCAACCAAAAUACACACAUUCCCGUGUAGCGAUGGCUUCAUUUCAGGUCAGAAUUAUUCUUCUCAAUCUCAAAUUACCAAAAAGUAUUUGUAAUGUUAACCUGGCUCAUUUGAGAACAGUGCGUUUGUCGCAGAGUUUUACGGAGGUUAAGUGUGGCCGCAAUCGCGUCCGUGUACGUUCCGUGGGGACGACUCCGUCCUCUUUUUUUUUUUUAUUUCAAUCAUAGUUAAUGAAUGCGAGUUUGUGUAAAACCAGGGGUCGUUUAGCUAAAUAUUUGUAUUGAAUACUAGCUGAAAAGAUUGAUUGAUUCUGGCAAAGAUUAACGUGUGGCCAAACAUUUCCGCGUUCACGGGCCGUCAACCCGUCGUCUUUUUUUUUUUUUUCAACCAUAGUUAAUGAAUGCUAGUUUGUGUAAAACCAUUUGUCAUUUAUUUAAAAAUUGGUACUAUUUGUAUUGAAUACGAGCCGAAAAGAUCGAUGGAUUCCGGCAAAGGUUAACGUGUGGCCGAAGACGCUUCCGCGUUCACGAGCCGUCAAAACCGUCGCUAUGUGGGAUUUAUUCCUGAUGAGAACAGAUCCAGAAACAAAGUAUUCGUACGCGUCCAGACGUUUAUACGGAUUCAAUCUUUUCCGUGUAAAUCUCGACGACUUACUCACCAGAUCCAUGCGUAGAUCCAGUUGUCCAAGACAAUCGGAAGUGAAUUAACGGUCCAUUUUCUUAUCGCCGAAAACGUCAAUUUCGGCAUUAAAUACGGGUCCUCUGUGCCACGUUUAUCUAAUUUUUCCACGUACCUUUGUUUUUUUUUCACCUUCUAAAUGUCUGACGGUAUCGGACAAGACUCUGGGCGUCCUGCUGCAAGGCAUAUUUCCGUGUCAUCUCCAACCGACUCAGCAUUGAGCAAUGCUUAACUUGACCGGCAACAUGGCGACGUAAACAAGAGUCACGUGAUUUUAUGACGUAGGUGCACAAGCUCUAUACAUCGUUAGUUAAUUUUAUGUAGUAUGUAGUACUCAGUUAGUGUUGAAGUGUUCUUCACCAUUUCAGUUUUCCUUUUUUUGGGGAGGGGGGUAUGGCUAAAACGGCGCUGCACGACACAUUGGGGAGCCUGGCAUGAUUUGCCCCUCCCCCCACACACUUGAGCGCCUUCAUCUGUGUGCAGUUAGCUAUAGCUAGCUAGCGAUGCCUUAACCCCAAAAACUGUCAGUUAGUCAGCUGGCGUGGUCGCCUACGAGUGCAAUUUAGAAAGCGACGGCAUUUGGUUGACGGUUUCGGUUUACGUGGACACGCUCGCGGCUGUCAUUUUCUACGAUUUGGAAGCCUCCUUUUAUAUACAUGAUUUUUUUUUAAGGAUACAAAUUCGCCAGAGUCUUCUCUGUAGUUUGAAAUUUAGAAAACAGUUAUCAAUAACAGUUAGUUAUUAACAGACCUGUGAACAAAACUGAACUGGAAGCGAUACAUUUUAGUCUGAAGCGGCCGUUUAGGGCAAAUCCCAGGGCUUGCACUUUGACCCCUAUAUAUAUGUAAUGUGGGUGUGAAAGAUGGGUCAUUUUGAAGAUUCGCCAUGAAAAAAGUCCAGUUGGAAUGGUUACAAUUUGUUUUUCGCUGCUUUUGGGACAACCACUAAGUAAAAAAUUUACCCAUUCGAUGUAUUUUGGAACACACAGAGUAGCGCCCCCUGGAAAGUUUUUUGGGGGGGAGGAAAUCAGCUCCCAACACCAGAUUGAGCAAUUUUGUGGGCAUAUUUACGGACCCAUAGAUGAAAUUUUUACAGGAAGGGGACCAUGUUUGGACGACACGAUGGAUCAGCUGGUAAAGUGUUGGCCCCCAAAUUUUUGUUUGUUUUUUUUACUAUGUACUUGUCCUGUUUUGGAUUAAGCCAAGAGUUACAGGAGCUAGUUAGCAAGCAACUUUGCUGUCAGUUAACUAGUUCAUUUGUCGAGUCGAGUUAUUCAGAAACGGGACGGUGGAUCAGAUGGUAAAGCUUUGGCCUCACAGUUCUGAGGUCCCGGGUUGGAUCCCGGCCCCGCCUGUGUGGAGUUUGCAUGUCCUCCCCGUGCCUGGGUGGGUUUCCACCGGGUGGGCACUCCGGUUUCCUCCCACAUCCCAAAAAGCAUGCAACAAUAAUUGGACACUCUGAAUUGUCCCUAGGUGUGAUUGUGAGUGCGACUGUCGUCUGUCUCCAUGUGCACUGCGAUUGGCCGGCGACCAGUUCAGGGUGUGCCCCGCAUCCUGCAAGUUCACAGCUCCCCGGGACCCUGGUGAGGAUAAGCGGCAAAGAAAAUGGAUGGAUGGGACCAUGUUUGAUUGAAGUAGCAAAUUGUCGUUAGCACUUGUACUUUGAUGAACUCGGACAAGGGCCCGAAAAAAACAGGUACAGUAUAUGAGCCAUGUUAAAUUCCAAUUUUUUUUUUUUUUUGUCUAUCCUGUUUUUUGAUUUUUGAUGAGCAUUUUAAGGAUCCGCGAUGAAGAAAAAAAAAAAAAAGCCUUCUUGGAAUCGCUGCUGAUUCGUUUUCUUCCAAUUCAAGGUGGCCGUGAACACGCCCGAAUUCUCAUUCCGUGAAUUUGAGGGGUGGUCACAAACUUGAAAAAAGUCACUCAGUAGCGCCUCUUGGAAAGUUUGAAAAAAAAAGAAAAACAAAACUUUGCUGCCAGUUUCACUAAAUUGACACAAAAUUGCUGUGGAGGUGUCUUGGAAAAAGUCUCAAGACCCGUGCAGAAAAUUAAACAGGAGCAGCUAUGUUAAUGCUAAUGCUAAUGGGAAAAUGGCCAAUGAGAAAUUGCAGAGUGGUGUCAAAAUUUUAUGCAAAUUUUAAGGGGGCGUGCAAGGUUCUACGAUCGCCGUUGCCAUUUUCCAGUUCCGUACUCGUGAAAACGAGCGCAAUAUUUCGCCGUCAGGAUGCCCGCUUUGGCCCCGCCCGUGCUGAAAUUUAUGCUUCACUUCCGUUCGCCCAAGUACAGUAUUUCAGGUCCCGCGCCUGUUGGGACGUCCCCCCGCCGCCACAAAUGUAUGAAAGGCAACAAAAAUAUGACGAGACGGGAGAGGCACCAAACGAUAAGCUCGCAUGCUUAUCUUGUAAUGAUUUUGCGCCUUUGUGGGGGCCCGACUGCUUUAUUUCCCUUUUUCGAAAAAAUAAAAUAAAAUAAAAUAUGAUGGGUUUGUCAUUGCUGCAAAGUUUUUUUUUCCAUUUUCUUUUUCCUCUGCCCUUUGUAAAAUAUGUCAAUCAAUUUACUUCCAAAGUUUUUUUUUAAUCUACAUUCUGUAAUGGCUAUGUUUAACAUGCAUGUUAAAAGACAUAAUUUCAUAAGAAAAAUAAACGGAAAGUGCCAAAGAAAACUUGUUGGUUGGACUUCUUGUUUUUGUUUGUUUGUUACAUUUUACUGUCCUAAUUGAGUUCUGUUCUUAAAAUUGAAAAUAUGACAAAAAGUUGUGUUAAAAUUUGCAACGUGGAUUGAAAACAAUUUCUGGAGCAGAAAAACAGGUUUUUUUUGUGUAGUUUGAGAAUAAUUUGACAUUAUUGCAAUAUCAUUUGGACAUAUGAUACAAUGGUUGACUUCCUUCCUUCCAUUUUCUUUGCUGCUUAUCCUCACGAGGGUCCCGGCGAGUGCUGGAGGCUAUCCCGGCUGUCAACGGGCAGGAGGCGGGGUACACCCUGAACUGGUCGCCAGCCAAUCGCAGGGCACAUAGAGACAAACGACCAAUCGCACUCGCAAUCACACCGAGGGGCAAUAUAGAGUGUCAAAUUAAUGUUGCAUGUUUUUGAGAUGUGUGAGGAAACCGGAGUGCCCACCCGGUGGAAACCCACGCAGGCAGGCAGGGGGAGAACAUCCAAACUCCACACAGGCGGGGGUGGGAUCGAACCCGGGUACUCAGAACUGUGAGGCCGACCCUUUACCAGCUGUGCCACCCCCAACAGUUAACUGAUUUAUAAAAAAAAAGUAAGGGAGUUCUGACUAUUAAAACAUAGACAGCAAAUGUUUUAUGAUGACACUUUUCAACACAUUUUGAGACAAAUAGAUAUUUUUUUCCUCUGUCACUAAUCAGGUACAAAAACGUUCAUAUUGUGUGCACAGGCGUUAAUUUUUUUGCCUGCAAGAAAACAAAAUGUCUUUUUCUUUCUUCAGUUAACGUGCACGUCAACACAUGUCAGUAUUCCGGUUGAUUUUAUUGCUUAUUAAAGAGUCCUUACAAGUAUCUCCAGUGUCUGUGCAAGUGGGUGCGUGUUUGCGUGAGUAUUAUCAGCUUAUUAAAAAAAAAAAAAAAAAAACAA